CUAACAACAGAAUAAAAAGUGUAUUUAAUAAUUUUUAGUUUCUAUUCGAUAUUACUCGGAGUGACAAAUACAGUUAGUCGUGAAAAUUACUUUGUGUGAUCACGAAUCUUUUUUGUUGCAUCUGAAAAAAAAUUUAAGUUGAUGUCAAAAAAUUUUAAAAAAAUGAAACUACAAUUUUUCCUCAUCACUCUCACAACAUUAUGGCUGAAAAUAGAAUCAAAAGCAACAAUUUCCUUCAACGCAACCGAAGCAGACGAUAUAAUAAAAAUUUUACCCGAAGAAGAAAAUUUCGACUUCGAAUGUGGUGAUGAUUACUAUACCCUAAACCUAUCAAGAACAGGAAUUCGAAACCUAUCACCAAAUAAUUUCAACAAUCCAAGAUUUAUUUAUUGCCUCAAUCUCGAGGGCAAUGAAAUUCGUAAUCUUCCAUCAACAAUUUUUGAUUCUCAACAUUUGACCAAUUUACUUCAUCUCAAUUUGGCGAACAAUAUCCUCGACAUAAAUCACUUGGAAUUUCUCAACGGACUGAAAAAUUUGACAACACUAAUAUUAGAUGGCAAUUCAAGAAAUAUUAUUCGUUUCACGCCCUCUUUCACAUUACCAAAUUUAAAAAAUCUCUAUCUCCGAAAAAAUCGUUUAUACAACAGAAUUUCUUAUUCGAAUCUUGUGACAAAUUUCCCACGACUUGAAAAAUUAUAUCUCACCAAUAAUGAAAAUGUCUUCAUCGACGAUUAUAUUAAUAAUUCCUCUAAUGUCAAUUCAUCAUUGUCGCAUAUUUACAUCGAGGGGAAUAGAAAUUCAAAUUUUCAACAACUUCUACUGAAUAUUAAAACCCUGAGGCAAUUGUAUUUUGAUGAUAAUUUACGAACCCAAUUCUGUCUGAGUCACAGCAAUGUCAAUGUGAUAUCGAUGAAAAAUUGCAAACUAAGAGAACUUAAUUUAUGCACAACUUUUACUGUUUUGACAAAUUUAACAACUUUGGAUCUUUCCCACAAUGAAUUGACCACCGAAUCCAUUGAGAGGAGCCAAAUUUUUUCUUUUUUGCAAAAUUUAUCCCUAAGUUUCAAUUCAAUUAACGAAAUACCGAGAAAUAUUCCAAAUCCAUCGCUGAGAGUUUUGUCAUUGAGUUACAAUAAUAUAUCAAAAAUAGCGGCAAAUGCAUUUAGAUUUAGUGAAAAUUUGCAAAUUUUGUCAUUGAGGGGAAAUAAAAUUAGUCAUCUUCACAGAAAUUCCCUCUCUGGAUUGAAUUAUUUGCACACAUUGGAUUUGGCGAAAAAUCAAUUAAACAUCCUGCCGAUAAAUUGGUUUGGACAAUUUUAUUCCUUGAAUUAUUUGAAUUUGAAUUUUAAUAAUUUUCUCUCAUUGAAUGCAACUUCAGUGAAAUAUAAUAAUACGAGUUUGAAAAAUUUACAUUUGAGGAAUAAUAAAUUUUGUAGUCUCACUAUUCGGGAAUUAAAUUAUUUACCAUUUAAUUUGACUAUUCACGUUGCACCGAUUGAGUAAAAUUAAAGGAAAAGAUUUUUUAAAAAUAAAUCUUAAAAAAAGAUUCUAUUUUUAAUUUUCAGUAAAUUGAAAUUGUCAAAAAAAAGAUUUUCAAA
Molecule: messenger RNA, 1598 nt
Organism: Leptopilina heterotoma
Lineage: Eukaryota; Metazoa; Arthropoda; Insecta; Hymenoptera; Figitidae
Product: toll-like receptor 13
Exons: 2
Coding region: 142-1503 (453 amino acids)
Molecular function (GO): protein binding
Source: RefSeq, a predicted model, not a curated record